GCAGGUGAUGAGGAAUGAGGAGCUGACCCAGGAGCUGCUCAGCCUGGCCAAAGAGAGCAUCCACUCCCCUGGCUCAGCCCAUCAAUCCUCCCCCGAGCUGGGAAGAGGGAGAGCAGCGGGACAUCCUCACUCUGCUCGGAGGGGGAAGCAGCCUGAGGACGCAGCUGCCUCUGAACACGAGCAGCAGGAGCUGGAAAGAAACUUGCUUGGAAACCAGGAUCACAUAAAAGUGGAGCUGGAGAAACUGAAGAAAACCCAGGAUGAGAAGCAGCAGAGGCUGGAGGAGCGAGUGCUGGUGCUGGGGAAGGAGCUGCAGGAGGUGAGGGGAGCAGGACUCUGCUGCACGGUCGGGGACAGGCGGCGCAGGCUGGUGGAACAAUCAGCGGUGCUGCUCACAUCCCAGGGCCAGCUCCAGGAGGUGGAGGCAGAGAACUCCCGGCUGCAGCUCCAGCUGAAGGAGCUGAACGAGGAAUAUCGCUCCCGGCUGGCGCGGUACAUCAGGGACGUGGCGAACUACAUGGACGGCAAACCCAGCAGCGUGACCGGCCACAGCAAAGCCCCAGCUGGCCAAGCUGCCAUGAAGAACUUUGUGGAGAGCAUGCUCAAGGAUAUCCGAGCUUCCUACAAGUCCCGGGAAGAGCAGCUGGCUCGGGCAGCUCGUGGCUACAAGAGACGCAUGAAGGACUUGGCCAAGAAGCACGAGAACCUGCUGAUUGCCUAUGGGCUGCAGCGGGAGCAGAUCCGGUCCCUGGGGAGCAGUGCCGUGGAUUGUGGCCCUGCCGAGCUCCAUUUCUCCAUCACAGACCCAGAGCUGCUGACAAACAGCUCCCGGGAGCUGAACCGGCUGCGGGAGGAAAAGGCAAAGCUGGAGAUGCAGCUCCAGGAACUGCAGAAGAAAAACCUGAAAGGAGCCUCUGCCUUUCCAGUGCCUCCGGAGCAGCAGCUGGAUGAGGAGGGCUGGGCAGAGCUCAGGAAGAAGCUCCGGGAAUUCACUCUCAACACCCAGGAGGAGCUGGAGCAGGAGAGAAGCCAGCUGCUGACUCGGGCUGUGGUGGCAGAGGAGCAGGUGGUGGAGCUGCAGGGGUACAUCGAUCAGCACCUUGCCAGGUACAAGCAGGAGAUCCUGCGGCUGAGGAACACGGAGGGCAGCGAGGUGCCCGAGCCAGCCGUGCCAGCCAGGAGCCACAGCCCUGGGCACACCCAGACUCCGAGGGAGGUCAGUGUUUUAUGGACUGCCAGGCUGGGAGCUGGGAACAGCAAAACCACGUGGGUGUUCCUGGUCUUAAAUUCACAGGACUGAAAUGAGACAAGUGUGAUGUCUGUCCCCAGCCAUCCGUCAGCUGCAUGAAUUCUGCUCUUCCCUGAGCAGGGGGUCAGGCUCCCAGACUUUACUGCUGCCUUGUGGGGACAGGUUCUUGCUCCUGCUGUAACUUUUUUCCUGGAUGAAAACUUCCUUGGACCUGGACCUGGACCAGGGGCUGCUCCUGCCUCGCUCCCCUCAUGGCUCCCACGAGACAGAGCCAAGGUUGGCUCAGACCAGGAUUUGUUCUGGGGUUGGACAAAGGGAUGAGCUGCUCUUCUACUGUGAAGGUGGUGAA
Messenger RNA from Cyanistes caeruleus (blue tit), 1598 nucleotides. The record is from RefSeq and is a predicted model, not a curated record. Lineage: Eukaryota; Metazoa; Chordata; Aves; Passeriformes; Paridae.